This is a messenger RNA of Penicilliopsis zonata CBS 506.65, 2858 nucleotides long. RefSeq lists its product as hypothetical. The coding region runs from base 71 to 2515 and encodes 814 amino acids. Lineage: Eukaryota; Fungi; Ascomycota; Eurotiomycetes; Eurotiales; Aspergillaceae. Gene Ontology annotation, biological process: protein quality control for misfolded or incompletely synthesized proteins; protein deglycosylation; carbohydrate metabolic process. The transcript has 11 exons. The record is from RefSeq and is a predicted model, not a curated record. Gene Ontology annotation, cellular component: nucleus; cytosol. Gene Ontology annotation, molecular function: peptide-N4-(N-acetyl-beta-glucosaminyl)asparagine amidase activity; carbohydrate binding.
CUUCGUCUGUCGACGUUAUUGAGUAGAAUUUAUUUCGAGUUGGAGUCUCUCCUCCAAGAGUGAUUGCGCCAUGCGGCUACACUAUUCGGGGGUGGCUGGAUUCUUGGCCCUGGCCACGAUGGCUGUGGGCGACUCGGUCGAUUACUCGCAAUAUGUCAAUUGUUUGAUGGGAUCCGAAGGUCCUAUCCCAGGGAAAGGAUAUGGAGGAGGCGAUAUCUUCGUGGGUGGUACUCGGCCGUUUGGAAUGGUGAAGGCGGGGAUCGACACAACAGCUGCGAAUUGGACUCUGGCUGUGUUGAACGGUGGAUGGACGCCUGAUGGAAAUGUGACUGGAGUCAGUAUGAUGCACGAGAGUGGAACGGGGGGAGAGCCCAAAUAUGGACUCAUAUCGCAGAUGCCACUGACCUCUGUUGCAUUGCCAGUCAAUAUCCUUGAUAACAACACUUAUAGCCAGCCAAGACUCGGCAAUGAUACGGCUGAGGUGGGAUACUUCAAGACCCAGCUGCAAAAUGGAGUGACGAUUGAGAUUUCUGCGUCUCGCCAUGCGGGAAUCAUGGAUUAUUCAUUCCCAGAAGGAGAGAGGCAUGUGCUCGUGGAUGUCUCUCAUUUCCUCCCAGGGUCUCCUGGUGACUAUAACGGCCAGUUCUACAUCGGUGGAGAAAUCGCCAUUGAGGAUGAUGGGAAGGCGUAUUCAGGGUAUGGGACAUACGUCGGAGGGUGGAACAAUGGAGCGCCAUUCACAAUCUACUUCUACGGAGAAUUUUCAAUUGCUUCGAAAAGCUCAAGGGUCUUUUCAGGUACCAACACCGAUCCUAUGCCACGAUACCACAACCUGGCGAAUGGACCCAUCCCUGAGCCGGUAUAUGGGAACACAUCCCAUACAAUCACAUCGGGUCCGAUGAACCGUCGUGUAGGGGCAUUGUUUAGCUGGGGAGAUGGCCCAGCUGAAAAGAUCACCUCUCGUCUGGGUAUCUCCUUCAUCUCCGUGGAGAAAGCCCGGUCUUACAUCGACAGCGAGAUUUCAUCGUGGAACUUGACCGAUACCGUGGACGCCGCUGUUCGUGAAUGGAACGAAGACGUGUUCAGCAAGAUCCAUGUGCCUCUAGAUAGCUCUGCCAAUAUGACAAACGUCCGAUUGUUGUACAGCUCGCUGUACUUCAUCCAUCUGAUGCCGUCGGAUCGGACAGGCGAGAACCCGCUUUGGCAAUCGGACGAACCGUACUGGGAUGACUUCUACACUAUGUGGGACAUUUCCCGGUGUACAACUAGUCUCUACCUCAUCCUCCAGACCAGCUACUUUGAGUCGAUGAUCCGGGGGUUGAUUGACAUCUGGAGGCACGAAGGUUUCCUCCCCGAUGGCAGAUCUGGGAACUGGAACGGUCUCGUCCAAGGCGGUUCGGAUGCAGACAACGUCUUCGCAGACGCGUAUAUAAAGGGACUGCGCGGGGCUAUCAACUGGACCGACGGUUAUGCUGCCAUGAAAACCAACGCGGAGGUAAUACCAUACAACACGUACGACCCCAAAGACCUGUCGGCCAGCACAAAGGAAGGGCGUGGUGCACUGGGCGACUGGCUAGAGCUCGGCUACGUGUCGCAGGAUCGCAACACGCGCUGUAUCUCCCGAACGGUAGAGUACAGUCUGAACGACUUUGCGCUGAGCCAAGUCGCCGCCGGCGAGAUGCCAGGCGAUCAGCAAAAAUACCUCAACAGAUCUGCUGGAUGGCAGCGUAUCUGGAACCCAGAGGUGACGAGUCUGAACUAUACCGGGUUCCUGGCGCCCAGGUUCUCGAACGGAAUCUUCAACAACAGCGGCUAUGAUCCCUUGUACUGCUACAGCUGUGAGAUGCAGGCAUACACAUAUGAGGCCGUUCCCUGGGAAUACUCCUUCGUCAUCCCGCACGAUGUCGAGACACUGAUCGAACUGAUGGGUGGAUUAGAGACGUUCGAAUCCCGACUUGACAAGAUGUUUGAGCCAGGAGUUGCCGUCCAGGAUCUUGGGGACAACGGUGCUGGAAUUACCACAUUGAUGAAUAUUGGGAACGAACCUGAUUUCGCUACGCCGUAUCUAUACAACUACAUCAACAAACAAGCGAAGAGCGUCGAGCAGUCCCGGACUCUCGCCAAUGAAUACUUUAAAGAUGCUCCCUACGGUAUUCCCGGCAACAGCGACGCCGGGGCAAUGAAUUCCUGGCUCGUCUGGCAGCUGUUAGGCAUGUACCCCGUUGCCACGCAGCCGGUAUACCUUCUCGCCUCACCGUGGUUCCCAGACGUGAACGUUACAGUCAACGGCAGCGCGACGGUGCGGAUCACGGCGACGGGGCUGGAAGAGGGGUAUUACGUGCAGGGUGUGAAGAUCAACGGACAGAACUGGACGAAGAACUGGUUCGAGCACAAUGAUGUCAUGGCGGAGGGCGGGACUAUCGAGUUUACCCUCGGCGCGGAGAUGACAGACUGGGAGACUGGAGAUGUGCCGCCGUCCCCGGGACAUGUGGUUUUGAAUGUCGACCUGACAUGAUAUCCGGUUGAUAUCCAGCAACUAGUAGUUGUCACCAAGACACGGCUAGGAUGGAUUAUUUAUAAGGACCAACAGAGAUUGUUGAAUUUGUAACUUGCAUGUCUUCAUAAGAGCUAGCUAUAUAUAAAACAGAAACCCAUCCACGACCGUCGUAAAGAACAUCCCAUCAUUUGUAAGUGUACACAUCAAGUAAAUACAGGUGGUUAUAAAAUAGUUUGAUAUCUUGUUGGAUCAACAAGUCCAGAUAAAACAUCGUCCAGCGGUGCGUGCACCAGCUUUGUAGCAACGAGUGUCGACUUGCUUAUUUUCCGUGAUGGUGAUGAUGGAGGAGGUUCGAGAGAAG